UGGCCAGUACGCUGACACCCAAACCUUCCUCGUCGGUGCGGAAGCGACACCAUUACUGCUGCACUAUCUAGUGUUGCAGAGACGCUGGCCCAAGUUUCUCCAAACAAAUGGCUUUCGAUACUCGGCUGAUGGCCGCCGAUCGUACGAUCUGACCAAGCAGGAUCACAAGACCUUCGAAGUGCUAGCGACUUGGAUUUACACCGGACGGAUACCAGCAUCACCAAAUGCCGAAGCAGACAUUGCUAGCCAGCGUUUGGUGAAGGGAGUCAGGCUGAGCUCGGAGAAUCCAUGGCAUGAUAAAGAGAAUAUAUACCCGAAUUGGAGGGACGAAGACUUGGUAGACCUGUGGUUGCUUGCAUGCGAGCUUGACAUUCCUGAGCUCGCGGAUGCAGCGAUUUCAAGUCUCUUCGAGCAGAACGUGUGGUUCCAGCAUACCACCUCCCUCGAAGCUGUCAAUAAAGCUUUCGCGAACGUGCAGAACGUGACCAAGCCGACGUUGCUGCAGAAGUAUCUUAUCGACGAAGCAGUCUACUAUCUUGGCGAUAAGCAUGUUCCACGGAAGACGGACC
Messenger RNA from Pseudocercospora fijiensis CIRAD86, 569 nucleotides. RefSeq lists its product as uncharacterized. Lineage: Eukaryota; Fungi; Ascomycota; Dothideomycetes; Mycosphaerellales; Mycosphaerellaceae. The annotation marks the transcript as partial. The transcript has a single exon. The record is from RefSeq and is a predicted model, not a curated record.